CCCCCCCCACCCCGCUAGUCGAUCCCAACUCGCCGCGAGCAAGUUUUUGCGCCGCUUGGAUUUUGGCUCUCCUGGUCUCUUUCGCUCGCGCUCCUUCGCUCCCUUUUCGGAGCUGCUCUCUUUUGAACGGACAGACCCACUUCCUCCUUCUCGAUCCCUCACUCCCUUAAUAAUCCAGGAUGAAUAGCAACAGUUACUACGACCAGGCCCCCCAAACUUAUUACCAAGAGGAUCAGGAGGAGAUGCCGGCCACCGAGAAAGACCUGGCCGAGGACGCGCCGUGGAAGAAGAUUCAACAGAACACUUUUACGCGCUGGUGCAACGAGCACCUCAAAUGCAUGAACAAGCGCAUCGGCGACUUGCAGAAGGACCUGAGCGACGGCCUGAAGCUCAUCGGUCUCCUCGAGGUGCUCAGCCAGAAGAAGAUGUACCGAAAGUACCACGCGCGCCCCAACUUCAGGCAGAUGAAGCUGGAGAACGUCUCGGUGGCGCUGGAGUUCCUCGACCGGGAACACAUCAAGCUGGUCUCCAUCGACAGCAAGGCCAUCGUGGAUGGGAACCUGAAGCUGAUUUUGGGCUUGAUUUGGACCCUGAUCCUGCACUAUUCCAUCUCGAUGCCCAUGUGGGAAGACGAGGACGAGGAGGACGCCAAGAAGCAGACCCCCAAGCAGCGGCUGCUGGGCUGGAUCCAGAACAAGGUCCCUCAGCUGCCCAUCACCAACUUCAACCGCGACUGGCAGGACGGCAAGGCGCUGGGAGCCCUGGUGGACAACUGCGCUCCGGGCCUGUGCCCGGACUGGGAGACCUGGGAUCCUAAGCAGCCCGUGGAGAACGCCCGGGAGGCAAUGCAGCAGGCAGACGACUGGCUGGGAGUGCCCCAGGUGAUCGCCCCCGAAGAGAUCGUGGACCCCAAUGUGGACGAGCACUCGGUCAUGACGUACCUGUCCCAGUUCCCCAAAGCCAAGCUGAAGCCGGGGGCUCCCCUGCGCUCCAUGCAGCUGAACCCCAAGAAAGCCAAGGCCUACGGUCCAGGUAUUGAGCCCCACGGUAACACAGUGCUGAAACCAGCCCAUUUCACAGUGGAAACCAUUGAGGCAGGAUUGGGAGAGGUGCUGGUGUACAUCGAAGACCCCGAAGGACACACAGAGGAGGCCAAAGUGGUCGCCAACAAUGACAAGGACCGGACGUAUUCUGUCUCCUACGUGCCGAAGGUGGCUGGCUUGCAUAAGGUCACGGUGCUCUUUGCCGGGCAGAAUAUCGACAAGAGCCCCUUCGAGGUCAACGUGGGCAUGGCCCUGGGGGAUGCCAACAAGGUGACGGCCCGGGGGCCAGGCCUGGAGCCCGUGGGCAAUGUAGCUCACAAGCCCACCUACUUUGACAUCUACACGGCAGGUGCGGGAACUGGAGACGUGGGUGUGGUGAUCGUGGACCCCCAGGGCCGCCGCGACACCGUGGAGGUGGUACUGGAGGACAAGGGCGACAGCAUCUUCCGCUGCACUUACCACCCCAUCCUGGAGGGUCCGCACACUCUCUACGUCACCUUUGCGGGGGCUCAGAUCCCCAAAAGCCCCUUCACGGUCAACAUCUCAGAAGCGUGCAGCCCCAAUGCCUGCCGGGCCAUGGGUCGUGGGCUCCAGCCCAAGGGGAUGCGAGUGAAGGAGGUGGCAGACUUCAAGGUCUACACUAAAGGCGCUGGCACCGGGGAGCUGAAAGUCGUGGUCAAGGGACCAAAAGGCACUGAGGAGCCGGUGAAGGUUCGGGACGUUGGCGACGGGGUAUACGAAUGCGACUACUACCCGACGGUCCCCGGGAAAUACGUAGUGUCUAUCACAUGGGGCGGCUACGCCAUCCCAAGGAGUCCCUUUGAGGUGCAGGUGGGACCAGAGGCUGGAGUACAGAAGGUCAGGGCCUGGGGCCCUGGCUUGGAGACUGGCGUGGUGGGCAAGUCGGCAGAUUUCGUUGUCGAGGCGAUUGGCACAGAAGUGGGCACCCUUGGCUUCUCCAUUGAGGGUCCCUCGCAGGCCAAGAUUGAAUGCGACGACAAAGGCGACGGCUCUUGCGACGUCCGCUACUGGCCGACCGAGCCGGGCGAGUACGCCGUGCAUGUCAUCUGCGACGACGAGGACAUCAAGGACAGCCCCUUCAUCGCUCACAUCCUGCCCGCCACCAACGAGUACUUCCCGGAGAAGGUAAAAGCUUUUGGCCCAGGGCUGGAGCCGGUCGGCUGCAUUGUGAACAAGCCGGCAGAGUUCACCAUCGACGCCAAAGGGGCAGGGAAAGCGGAACUCAAGAUCUACGCCCAGGAUGCGGAAGGUGUCCCCAUUGACAUCAAAAUCAAGGACAACGGCGACGGCACCUUCUCCUGCGUCUACGUCCCCACCAAGGCCAUCAAGCACACCAUCAUCAUCAGCUGGGGAGGAGUCAACGUUCCCAAGAGCCCCUUCCGGGUGGCCGUCGGGGAAGGCAGCCACCCCAACAAAGUCAAGGUCUACGGCCCUGGCGUGGAGAAGACGGGCCUGAAGGCCAACGAGCCCACGUACUUCACGGUGGACUGCAGCGAGGCAGGGCAAGGGGACGUGAGCAUCGGCAUAAAGUGCGCUCCCGGCGUGGUUGGGCCGUUGGAGGCCGACAUCGAUUUCGACAUCAUCAAGAAUGACAACGACACCUUCACCGUCAAGUACACCCCUCCCGGUCCCGGGCGCUACACCAUCAUGGUCCUCUUUGCCAACCAGGAGAUCCCCACCAGCCCUUUCCACAUCAAGGUAGACCCCUCCCACGAUGCCAGCAAGGUGAAGGCCGAGGGGCCUGGACUCAGCCGGACAGGUGUGGAGGUUGGGAAGCCCACCCACUUCACAGUCUUCACCAAGGGGGCUGGCAAAGCCAAGCUGGACGUGCACUUUGCUGGCGCCACCAAGGGAGAGGUUGUGCGGGACUUUGAGAUCAUCGACAACCACGACUACUCUUACACCGUCAAGUACACGGCUGUGCAACAGGGCAACAUGGCGGUGACCGUGACCUACGGCGGGGACCCCAUUCCCAAGAGCCCCUUCCCGGUGAACGUGGCGCCGCCCCUCGACCUCAGCAAGGUCAAAGUGCAAGGGCUCAACAACAAGGUGGACGUGGGUCGCGACCAGGAAUUUGCCGUCAACACGAAGGGAGCCGGGGGCCAAGGGCAGGUGGACGUGAAGAUCAGCUCGCCCUCCCGGCGCCCCAUCCCCUGCAAGGUGGAGACGGGCAGCGCCAACGACAUCCACACCGUGAAAUACAUGCCGCCCGAGGAAGGGCCUUACAAAGUGGACAUCACUUACGAUGGGCACCCGGUGCCAGGCAGCCCUUUUGCCGUCGAGGCCGUCAUGCCCCCAGACCCAUCCAAGGUAUGCGCCUACGGCCCUGGGCUGAAGGGUGGGUUCGUCGGCAAGCCGGCCCCCUUCACCAUCGACACCAAGGGAGCUGGCAUGGGGGGCCUGGGCUUGACGGUGGAGGGCCCUUGCGAGGCCAAGAUCGAGUGCCAGGACAACGGCGACGGCUCCUGCUCCGUCUCCUACCUGCCCACCGAGCCCGGCGAGUACGCCAUCAACAUCCUCUUUGCGGAAGCCCACAUCCCCGGUUCCCCCUUCAAGGCGGACAUCAAGCCCGUCUUCGACCCGUCCAAGGUGACGGCCAGCGGGCCCGGCCUGGAGCACGGCAAGGUGGGCGAGGUGGCGACCUUCAUGGUGGACUGCUCCAAGGCGGGCGAGGCCGAGCUCACCAUCGAGAUCAUCUCGGACUCGGGCGUCAAGGCCGAGGUGCUGAUCCAGAACAACAGCGACGGCACCUACAGCAUCACCUACAUCCCUUCCUUCCCGGGCACCUACACCAUCACCAUCAAAUACGGCGGGCACCCUGUCCCAAAGUUCCCAGCGCGCGUCAACGUCGACCCUGCGGUGGACACCAGCAACGUCAAGGUCUUCGGGCCGGGAGUGGAGCCGCGAGGUGUUCUGCGUGAGGUCACCACCGACUUCACGGUUGAUGCGCGCUCGCUGACCAAGACCGGGGGCAGCCACACCAAGGUGCGCGUCAUCAACCCCUCGGGCGCCAAGACGGACACGUACGUCACCGACAACGGGGAUGGCACCUACCGCGUCCAGUAUACCCCCUACGAGGACGGUGUGCAUCUGGUGGAAGUGACCUACGAUGACGUCCCCGUCCCCAAGAGCCCCUUCCGUGGGGUCACCGAGGGCUGCGACCCCAGCCGGGUCCGAGCCUAUGGCCCCGGGCUCGAGGGGGGGCUGGUGAACAAAGCCAACCGCUUCACGGUGGAGACCAGGGGCGCAGGGACCGGGGGCCUGGGCUUGGCCAUCGAGGGGCCGUCGGAGGCCAAGAUGUCCUGCAAGGACAACAAAGACGGCAGCUGCAGCGUGGAAUACAUCCCCUUCACGCCGGGAGAUUACGACGUCAACAUCACCUUCGGGGCCGCCCCAUCCCUGGUAGGGAGCCCCUUCCGCGUCCCGGUCAAGGAUGUGGUGGACCCCAGCAAGGUCAAGUGCUCUGGCCCCGGUUUGGGGGCUGGCGUGAGAGCCCGUGUCCCCCAGACCUUCACCGUCGACUGCAGCAAGGCUGGGCUGGCCCCCCUGGAGGUGAAGGUCUUGGGACCCACAGGGGUCGCUGAGCCCACCGAGGUGCGCGACAACGGGGACGGCACCCACACGGUCAACUACACGCCGGCCACGGAUGGGCCCUACACGGUCGCUGUUAAGUACGCCGGGCAAGAAGUGCCCCGCAGCCCGUUCAAGAUCAAGGUUCUUCCCGCGCACGACGCCAGCAAGGUGCGAGCCAGCGGCCCCGUCAACGCCUCCGGCAUCCCCGCCAGCUUGCCUGUGGAGUUCACCAUCGAUGCCGAUGCUGGCGAGGGGCUGCUCACCGUCCAGAUCUUGGACCCUGAGGGCAAGCCCAAGAAAGCCAACAUCCGGGACAAUGGCGACGGCACCUACACUGUCUCCUACGUCCCGGACAUGACGGGCCGCUACACCAUCACCAUCAAAUACGGAGGCGACGAGAUCCCCUACUCGCCCUUCCGCAUCCACGCCCUGCCCGCGGGCGACGCCAGCAAGUGUCUGGUCACAGUGUCCAUAGGAGGCCACGGAUUGGGUACCUGCCUGGGCCCCACCAUCCAGAUCGGGGAGGAGACAGUGAUCACCGUGGACGCCAAGGCAGCGGAGGGCAAGGUCACCUGCAAGGUGUCCACGCCGGACGGAGCCGAGCUGGACGUCGACGUGGUGGAGAACCACGACGGCACUUUCGACAUCUACUACACGGCCCCCGAGCCCGGCAAAUACGUCAUCACCAUCCGCUUUGGGGGAGAGCAGAUCCCCAACAGCCCCUUCCAUGUGGUGGCCUGUGACUCCAUCCCCCACGUCGAGAGCCCUGCGACAGCAGCGCAGCUCCGCCAGCCCUUCCCGGCGCCGCACGCCGGCGGCUACCCCUCGCACUGGGCUACGGAUGAGCCCGUCGCCGCUCCAGAGACCAUGGAAUCCAUGCUGCGUCCUUUCAACCUGGUCAUCCCCUUCACCAUCCAGAAGGGGGACAUCACAGGGGAGGUGCGGAUGCCUUCCGGCAAGACGGCACGGCCGCACAUCACCGACAACAAGGACGGCACCGUGACGGUGAAGUACGCUCCCGUGGAGAAGGGUCUGCACGAGAUGGACAUAAAGUACGAUGGAAACCACAUCCCAGGGAGCCCUCUCCAGUUCUACGUGGACGCCGUCAAUGCCCGCCACGUCAGCGCUUACGGGCCUGGGCUGAGCCACGGCAUGGUUAACAAGCCGGCGACAUUCACAAUCGUCACCAAGGAUGCCGGAGAAGGAGGCCUGUCGCUUGCUGUGGAGGGUCCCUCCAAGGCCGAGAUCACCUGCAAGGACAACAAAGACGGCACAUGCACGGUCUCCUACUUGCCGACGGCCCCCGGGGAUUACAACAUCAUCGUGCGCUUCGACGACAAGCACAUCCCCGGCAGCCCCUUCACCGCCAAAAUCAUGGGUGACGACUCCAUGCGCACCUCCCAGCUGAACGUGGGAACCUCCACCGACGUCUCUCUCAAGAUCACCGAGAGCGACCUGAGCCUGCUCACGGCCAGCAUCCGGGCGCCGUCCGGCAACGAAGAGCCCUGCUUGCUCAAACGCCUGCCGAACCGCCACAUCGGUAUCUCCUUCACCCCCAAGGAGGUCGGGGAGCAUGUGGUCAGCGUGAAAAAGAGCGGAAAGCACGUUACCAACAGCCCCUUCAAGAUCAUGGUGGGCCAGUCGGAGAUUGGAGAUGCCAGCAAGGUUAAAGUCUCGGGAAAGGGGCUGGUGGAAGGGCGCACCUUCGAGGUGUCCGAAUUCAUCGGCACGCGCACCGCAGGUUAUGGCGGCCUCGGCCUGUCCAUCGAGGGCCCCAGCAAAGUCGACAUCAACUGUGAGGAUAUGGAGGACGGCACCUGCAAAGUCACCUACUGCCCCACGGAGCCAGGGAACUACAUCAUCAACAUUAAGUUUGCCGACAAGCACGUGCCAGGAAGCCCUUUCACCGUGAAAAUGUCGGGCGAGGGGCGCAUGAAGGAGAGCAUCACCCGCCGGCGCCAGGCACCGUCCAUCGCCACCAUUGGCAGCACGUGCGACCUGAACCUCAAAAUCCCAGGGAACUGGUUCCAGAUGGUCUCGGCCCAGGAGCGGCUGACGCGCACCUUCACGCGCAGCAGCCACACUUACACGCGCACCGAGCGGACGGAGAUCAGCAAGACUCGGGGCGGCGAGACCAAGCGAGAGGUGCGGGUGGAGGAGUCCACGCAAGUGGGCGGGGACCCCUUCCACAACGUCUUCGGAGACUUCCUGGGGCGCGAGAGCCUCGGCUCUUUCGGAAGCAUCGCCCGGACGACCCAGGAGGGUGAGGCGGGCUUGCAGGCCAUGACUGCUCAGGUGACCAGCCCGUCGGGGAAGAUGGCGGAGGCGGAGAUCAUCGAAGGGGACGACAGCGCCUACUCAGUGCGCUUCGUGCCGCAGGAGAUGGGCCCCCACACCGUCAACGUCAAGUACCGAGGGCAGCACGUCCCUGGGAGCCCCUUCCAGUUCACCGUGGGGCCUCUGGGGGAAGGGGGCUCCCACAAGGUGCGAGCGGGAGGCACCGGCCUGGAGAGAGGCGUGGCCGGCGUCCCAGCCGAGUUCAGCAUCUGGACGCGGGAGGCAGGGGCCGGGGGUCUUUCCAUCGCCGUGGAGGGUCCCAGCAAGGCGGAGAUUGCCUUUGAGGACCGCAAAGACGGAUCCUGCGGAGUCUCCUACGUCGUCCAGGAACCAGGUGACUACGAGGUGUCCAUCAAAUUCAACGACGAGCACAUCCCCGACAGCCCCUUCGUGGUUCCCGUGGCCUCGCUGUCGGACGACGCCCACCGCCUGACCGUCACCAGCCUCCAGGAGACGGGCAUAAAGGUGAACCAGCCGGCUUCCUUCGCGGUGCAGCUGAACGGGGCCCGCGGCGUGAUCGACGCCAAAGUCCACACUCCCGCCGGCGUGGUCGAGGAGUGCUACGUCUCAGAACUGGACAGCGACAAGUACGCCAUUCGGUUCAUCCCCCACGAGAACGGCGUCCACUCCAUCGACGUCCGAUUCAACGGGAGACACAUACCCGGCAGCCCCUUCAAAAUCCGCGUUGGGGAGCAGAGUCAGGCCGGCGACCCAGGACUCGUCACAGCCUAUGGGCCAGGCCUGGAGGGCGGAACCACAGGCGUCUCUUCCGAAUUCUUCGUCAAGACGCGGAACACGGGGUCUGGGGCCCUCUCGGUCACCAUCGACGGCCCCUCCAAAGUGCAGAUGGACUGCCAGGAAUACCCCGAGGGGCACAAGGUCACGUACAUGCCCAUGGCGCCCGGAAACUACCUCAUCUCCAUCAAGUACGGUGGCCCCCAGCACAUCGUGGGCAGCCCCUUCAAGGCCAAGGUCACAGGACCCCGCCUGUCAGGUGGGCACAGCCUCCACGAAACCUCGACGGUGCUGGUGGAGACGGUGACCAGGGCCUCUUCCUCCUCCUCCUCCUCCUCGGUGGGCGGCAGCUACAGUGCCCUGCCCAAGUUCUCCUCCGACGCCAGCAAGGUGGUCGCCCGGGGGCCUGGGCUGACCAAAGCCUUUGUCGGACAGAAGAACACUUUCACCGUGGACUGCAGCAAGGCUGGCACCAACAUGCUGAUGGUGGGGGUCCACGGCCCCAAGACCCCCUGCGACGAGGUCUACGUCAAGCACAUGGGCAACCGUGUCUACAACGUCACAUACACUGUCAAGGAGAAGGGAGACUACAUCCUCAUCGUCAAGUGGGGCGACGAGAGCGUCCCCGGAAGCCCCUACCAAGUCAACGUCCCUUAGGAGGAGGGGGCUGGCACCUAUCCCCUCCUCCUCCGGGCCCCGCCCUGCACCCCCCCCCACGCCAAAGACUCGCCCCCUCCCAAACCCCCUCCCCACGUUGCCCCAGGGCGGGGCCGGCGCCACGAGGAACCUCGGGACAAUUCGUUUCGCCUGUUUGGGGGCGCUUUGAUUUUUUUGCCUUUUUAACUAUUUCUCCCGGCUGUGAAGGUGUGGGGGGGACAGGGGGAAGGGCAAGGGGUGUGCACCGUUGUAGCUGGGAAAGGGUGGGGUUCACAAUGGGGAGGGGGUAAGGGGGGGAGGAAACCGGAAGUCGCGGAGGAGGAAGUGUCGGAUGUUGCCGUUCACUGGGCAAGGGUUGUCUUCGUGUGGCGGGCCGCGCCCCCCCCCCCCCGACGGUUGAGCCGCAAGUUUCUGUCGGAAAAAGGGUGGAUUGUGUCCCGUCCCAGGGAGCAGGAUGAAGAAGGCAGAGCUCAGCAGGUUAUGGGCCCAGUUUUUUCACACCGCAGGUUAUGGGCCCAGUUUUUUCCACACCGCAAGGGCCGGGGCAUCCGUCUCCUGAUGCCGUUAAAUGAGUCUCGCCUUUUCGGAGAUGUGGAGAGCCAGCCCAGAGAAGGAAGGAAGCAGGGGGAGCAGAACGCAGGGUUGUUUAGAAGAUUUCUGCUGGGACCAGGUGGACCGGGGUCAUCUGUGACCCCCUGAACUAUAGGGGCAGCUGCCCCGUCAAGCGGCGAUGGCUUGUGGGGCUGGUGAGGGUUGAGGGGAAGGAUGCCGUUUUGAGCGAGAGCGAAGGCUGCGUGGGGUACAGCCUCCCAGGAAGGUCCACCAUGCGACCCCCUACUCGUUGGACAGGGGUUUAUGCAGCAGGCCUUCUCAGCUGACCGAGGCCAAAGUUUUGGGUUUUCUCCCCACCCCCAGAGUAGACCCAUUGAGGGUUUUCCGUGCCUUCUCCUUCCACCUCGUCCACAAUCCGCUUUGCUGUCGCUGGGAAUGGGGGCAGCCCAAGCCAGAGAGAGAGAGAGAAA
Messenger RNA from Lacerta agilis (Sand lizard), 9388 nucleotides. RefSeq names its product filamin C (gene FLNC). The record is from RefSeq and is a predicted model, not a curated record. Lineage: Eukaryota; Metazoa; Chordata; Lepidosauria; Squamata; Lacertidae. Gene Ontology annotation, molecular function: actin filament binding. Gene Ontology annotation, biological process: actin cytoskeleton organization.